AUGGCUGAUUCUGAGCUAUCACCCAAGUUCGCGCCAUUCAUUGGCAUGGGCGGAAUCGCAGCAGCCAUGAUAUUCGGGUGUGCAGGAGCCGCGUACGGCACAGCCAAGUCUGGUAUCGGUAUUGCUGGCGUGGGAACAUUUAGGCCAGACUUGAUCAUGAAGUGCCUCAUUCCCGUCGUCAUGUCCGGUAUCAUCGCUGUUUACUCCCUCGUCAUUUCCGUCCUGAUCGCCCAGGAUCUCGACCCGAAAUCAAACUACAGCUUGUUCAGCGGCUUUAUGCAUCUCGCGUGCGGCAUAUCUGUUGGCAUGACGGGUCUCGCCGCUGGUUACUGCAUUGGUGUGGUGGGCGACAAGGGAGUGCGGGCCUACAUGUCCCAAAGCCGCAUCUUCGUUGGCAUGGUUCUGAUCCUCAUUUUCGGGGAGGUUCUGGGUCUUUAUGGACUUAUCGUCGCCUUGAUCCUCAACACCAAGAGCAAGGGUUAA
Molecule: messenger RNA, 483 nt
Organism: Diaporthe amygdali
Lineage: Eukaryota; Fungi; Ascomycota; Sordariomycetes; Diaporthales; Diaporthaceae
Product: vacuolar atpase proteolipid subunit c
Exons: 4
Coding region: 1-483 (160 amino acids)
Biological process (GO): proton transmembrane transport
Cellular component (GO): proton-transporting V-type ATPase, V0 domain
Molecular function (GO): proton-transporting ATPase activity, rotational mechanism
Source: RefSeq, a predicted model, not a curated record